AUGUCGAAAGCAGCCGCAUUUCUUACCGAUCCCCCCUUGGUUGACGAUCGCCCCAGCUUUGAGACCAUUCUCAAGCACGGUCACCAGGACCUUGUCCAAGCAGUCGCUUUCAACGGCCACGGAGACCGCUGCGCAACCGGAUCUGUUGACGGCAAGAUUCGUGUCUUCAACCGCCUCAAGGAAGGGAUAUGGCGCUUGUGCGACAACUGGACUGCUCAUGCCGGCGAAAUUCUCGAGCUCCAAUGGCUCCCAACAACCGUCUACCCCAACCUUCUCGCCUCGCUCGGAAUUGAGGGCCGCUUCAAACUUUGGGCCGAAGACCCCUCCGCCGCCCCCGGCCGUCGCUUCGCUGAGUCGACGCGUAACGGGCCCCUCAUUACUAUACCAUCACCACGCCUGAGCAGUCAUCCCAGCCAUCUAACGCACUCUCAACACCCUCAACAACAACCUCACCAUCACCACGCCCCCGAGUCAAUACUCCCCAGCAAUCCCCCUCCCACAUCGAACCCUCCACAAGCAACGGGUUCGACAACUGCCGGGUCCGGCGCCAAACCUGCCUUCGAGACCCGGAACCCUCGCUCGCCUUACCGCUCCUUCUCUAUCAAGCACAUUGAUGACACCCGCACGACAUAUCUGGCCCUGCUGUCCGCCGAUGGUGGGUUAACGGUGUACGAGAAUGACCGUGUUGAGAAUCUGGCUGCAUUUUCGUUAAUGGAUGAGUUCAACGUCCUUGACCCGACGGCAGCUACGGGUCCAGGGCAAGCUAGUACCGCCCCUCGAGGACAAGAGACUUCAUUUAGGGUGAGGUUCGAUCCAAAUCCUGACGUGUGUUACACAGCAUUACGCGAUGGUGUACUCUCCGAUGCACUGGGGUUGGUAGUCGCAGUUCAGGAUACAGUGAAGGUGUACCGCACACGAGAUGCCGUGCGGGCAUCGCUUGGGCUGGCAGCUGCCACUAAGGAAUUCUACCUUGCCGCAGAGGUCGUUGCAGGGGUACACAGGGGGCUAGUGCGGGACGUUGCCUGGGCGCCGGGGAAUAUUAGGGGCUACGAUAUCAUCGCGACGGCCUGCCAGGAUGGCUUUGUGCGGGUCUUCCGGUUGGAUACGCUCUCACCUUCAACAUCUGACACCACAAAAUUUGCCAGAGAACCCAGCUCAAUCGACUUAACCCAAGGUGGUGAACUAGACGACGAAAAGAGGGCCCAAGAAUCCGCGCCCGAAAGCCGCUGGUCCUCGUCCCGAGUCCGACGACACGCCACCCGCCGCCAAGGUCCCUCCCAAGACGCCCUAACAAUAACAACCUCCGGCCUACGCGCGAGCCUUGACUCUCACAAUCACCAGCAAACACCGUCCCGUGAACUUGAUGCCGCCGACCGGCGAAGUCGCCGGGCAUGGACCAACCAGCCGGGUCAGGUCCGGCACACGUUGACAGAGAUAUCCCGGCUGGACAACCACCGCACGCCGGUUUGGCGGGUUGCAUUCGAUGAUGAUGGACAGAUACUUGGGAGUGUGGGGGACGAAGGGAAGCUGUUGUGUUAUCGGCAGAAGCCGGACGGGACGUGGGCGAAGAGUAGUGAGAUGUCGGUGGUGAAGGUGAAAAUGGCUGCGCCGCAGUGA
Messenger RNA from Thermochaetoides thermophila DSM 1495, 1617 nucleotides. RefSeq lists its product as uncharacterized. Lineage: Eukaryota; Fungi; Ascomycota; Sordariomycetes; Sordariales; Chaetomiaceae. Gene Ontology annotation, molecular function: protein binding; structural molecule activity. Gene Ontology annotation, cellular component: Seh1-associated complex; nuclear pore outer ring. The coding region runs from base 1 to 1617 and encodes 538 amino acids. The record is from RefSeq and is a predicted model, not a curated record. Gene Ontology annotation, biological process: cellular response to amino acid starvation; positive regulation of TORC1 signaling. The transcript has 2 exons.